AUGUCUCCAAGCGUUGAAUCUUCUGUUUCUCUGCCCACCUAUUUUAUUGGUCAUGCCGGGGUGGGCCUUCUGUUCGAUGAUCGACCUCGAAAUGAAAUUGUUCAGGCCAAUUUGAGGGCAAUUGGAGAGGAGAUCCUGGCUCUGUCACCGCGUCCCAAAGCCAUUGUUGCGUUCAGUGGUCAUUUCGAAGCAGGCGAGAUUCAUGGCCCUGGGGUGAUCGAGGUGAAUGUCAAACGCGGGACACAUAUCCAACAUGACUUCGUCGGCGAUUUUCACGACUCAAAACCGUUCGUCUAUGAAUACGACUGGCCGCAUCAAGACGCACCUGAGUUAGCCGCACAGCUAUGGGACCGCCUACGAAAGGCAGGGAUCAAGGCCAAACGCGUGGAGCGAGGAGUAGAUCACGGUGUUUGGGUACCUUUCAAGGUCAUGUUUCCCGAGGAAAAGCCACUGGACAUCCCCGUGAUCCAAAUCUCUACUUUCCAUGGCUAUAAUCUCGAGAGCCAGAUUCGUCUGGGACAGGCCUUAGAGUCGUUACGACAUGAAGGAUAUCUCAUUGUUGGCUCGGGAAUGGCUGUUCACUCGUUUGCCUCGAUCGAUGAGAUCAUAGAUGCCCCGACAGAGGAGGAGAGGGAAGUCAUCCGGGCAAAGGUCCUCGACGAAUCUAGAGCCUUUGAUACCCACCUGAGGGCGGCAGUGACGAAGAAGAAUGCAAAGGAGAGAAACGAAGCUCUGCUGAAGCUGGAAACGCUGUACGAGUUCAAGCGCUCCCAUCCGACUGUCGAGCACUUUACGCCACUUCUGGUUGCUGCUGCUGCGGCUGGAGAUGCCGAGGUAGACGCCCUAGGUGUGGACGUGGUUGACCCAGGGUUUUCUUAUCUCAAUUUACGUUUUGCGUAG
Molecule: messenger RNA, 900 nt
Organism: Penicillium coprophilum
Lineage: Eukaryota; Fungi; Ascomycota; Eurotiomycetes; Eurotiales; Aspergillaceae
Product: DODA-type extradiol aromatic ring-opening family dioxygenase
Exons: 5
Coding region: 1-900 (299 amino acids)
Molecular function (GO): ferrous iron binding; oxidoreductase activity, acting on single donors with incorporation of molecular oxygen; zinc ion binding
Source: RefSeq, a predicted model, not a curated record